GGCUCUACGCUGUAUGAUGCAACGCUCCAGUCCGGGGAGCCUCCGGAGCACGUUGGGGCGAUUAGGCGGCGGUAGCGUUGAGGCCGAUGUCCUUGGAGGUGACCAGGGCGACCGCAGGGAUGGUGCUAGCAGAGCUGUAUGUCUCCGACCGAGAGGGCAACGAUGCCACGGGAGAUGGAACCAAGGAGAAACCGUUUAAAACAGGUCUAAAGGCUUUGCUGACGGUAGGGAAAGAACCGUUUCCUACUAUUUAUGUGGAUUCGCAGAAAGAAAAUGAGAGGUGGGAUGUUAUCUCUAAAUCACAGAUGAAGAACAUUAAGAAAAUGUGGCAUAGAGAACAAAUGAAGAGUGAAUCCCGGGAAAAGAAAGAGGCAGAAGAUAAUUUGAGAAGAGAAAAGAACCUAGAAGAAGCAAAGAAGAUUGUCAUUAAGAACGAUCCAAGUCUUCCAGAGCCGACAUGUGUGAAGAUUGAUGCAUUAGAAGGCUAUAGAGGUCAAAGAGUGAAGGUGUUUGGUUGGGUCCAUCGGCUGCGGAGGCAAGGAAAGAAUCUGAUGUUUCUGGUAUUACGGGAUGGUACAGGUUAUCUUCAGUGUGUCUUGUCGGAUGAGUUGUGUCAGUGUUACAACGGAGUGGUCUUGUCCACCGAGAGCAGUGUUGCAGUGUAUGGGAUGCUAAAUCUGACACCCAAAGGCAAGCAGGCUCCAGGGGGCCAUGAACUGAGCUGUGACUUCUGGGAACUGAUCGGGUUGGCCCCUGCGGGAGGAGCUGACAACUUGAUCAAUGAAGAGUCUGACGUUGACGUGCAGCUGAACAACAGACACAUGAUGAUCCGGGGAGAAAACAUGUCCAAAAUCCUGAAAGCGCGGUCAGUGGUCACCAGGUGCUUCAGGGACCACUUCUUCGAUAGGGGGUAUUAUGAGGUGACCCCUCCAACAUUAGUGCAGACGCAGGUUGAAGGGGGGGCGACGCUCUUCAAGCUCGACUAUUUUGGGGAAGAAGCGUUUUUGACCCAGUCCUCUCAGUUGUACCUGGAGACCUGCAUUCCGGCCCUGGGAGAUGUUUUCUGUAUCGCGCAGUCAUACAGGGCAGAACAAUCCAGGACACGAAGGCACCUGGCUGAAUACACUCACGUGGAAGCCGAGUGCCCCUUCCUGACCUUUGAGGACCUCCUGAACCGGUUGGAGGACUUGGUUUGUGAUGUGGUAGACAGAGUCUUGAAGUCUCCCGCCGCAAGCAUAGUGUAUGAACUCAACCCGAGCUUUAAGCCCCCGAAACGCCCUUUCAAGCGGAUGAACUAUUCAGACGCUAUCGUGUGGCUGAAAGAACACAAUAUAAAGAAGGAAGAUGGAACUUUCUACGAGUUUGGAGAAGAUAUCCCAGAAGCUCCUGAGAGGCUGAUGACAGACACCAUUAAUGAACCCAUCCUGCUGUGUCGAUUUCCCGUGGAGAUCAAGUCCUUCUAUAUGCAGCGAUGCCCUGAGGACUCCCGCCUCACUGAAUCUGUGGACGUGUUGAUGCCCAACGUUGGUGAGAUUGUGGGAGGCUCGAUGCGUAUCUGGGAUAGUGAAGAAAUGCUGGCGGGUUAUAAGAGAGAAGGGAUUGACCCCGCUCCCUAUUACUGGUACACAGAUCAGAGAAAAUACGGGACAUGUCCUCAUGGAGGCUAUGGCUUGGGCUUGGAGCGGUUCUUAACCUGGAUCCUGAACCGGUACCACAUCCGAGACGUGUGCCUGUACCCUCGGUUUGUGCAGCGCUGCAGGCCCUGACCGAGUCCUUCCGCAGCAUAAACGAAGGAGCUCCGUGCGUGCGAGGAGCAGACUGCCUCUUUCCAAAAGGAAAAACAAAGCCAAAUCGUCCCUCUUCUGUCCCAUUGGCGUGUAACUAUUUGUUUUUCUCUUCCUGUUUUUGGUUCCUCUUCCCAUAAAAAGUCGUUCAUGUUGCUUGGACAUCAAGCAGCGUUGCUGUCAUUUCAAGAAAAAGCAUAUUCAUUGCAAAGUUUGGGAGAAGUGUGUGGCAUGGAGUCCUGUAGUUAUGGAUCCAUUUCAGCAUUUUAUCCAAUUACAGGUUGUAGUCAUUGUGUUCUAUCUACCGGAUAUAUAAUUAAACAGUUCUUAAUUAUGGUUUAAGACAUUCCAGUAACGUAACCUUUCUGUCCUUUUAAUGGUAACUGGAAUUUGGUUUCUAUCAUUUUCUGGUGUCAGUGAGUUACAAGAAACAUCUUGGGGGGGGGGGGGGGAUUUGGCAAUAGGGCAUAAAAAUCUAGUACCAGAACAGGGUAUAACCAAGCACUAGAAGUUGGAAUCAAAUGGAGAUAAUCUUGACAUCGGUCAUUACUCUUCUAAGUCCAUAUAGCUGCUUAGAAUUCCAAGGCCUGUGAAUUGACACGGAAGAAAUAGUAAAAGAUGGACUUGCUGGAAGAAUAUGAAGUAAGAGCGUAACUGGUUGCGGGGGUGGGGGGGGCUUUAAGUGAGUCACAGCCUCCCGCAUAACUACAGAGGCAACUGCUCUCCUCUCCUUCCUGGUCAUCCCCGAGUAGUUAAGGUUCAGUGAGUUCCGGAGGAGUUCGCAGCUGAGCCUGGCUCACGGCUCUGCGUGGCCGCGUCUUCCCCACUGUGCCCUCGCGUGCGCUCUGUGCUACCUUAUUAACUCACAGCAGGCUUGUUGAGUGACUUCACUUCAGAUUUGGUUAAUUUCUGCCCCCAGACGCAUGCUGUGUAUUCUCAAUAGGCUGUAUUCCCAGCAAUCAAUAAAUGGACACAUGCCAAAACUC
Messenger RNA from Lepus europaeus (European hare), 2770 nucleotides. RefSeq names its product asparaginyl-tRNA synthetase 1 (gene NARS1). The transcript is spliced from 15 exons. Bases 87 to 1766 code for a protein of 559 amino acids. Gene Ontology annotation, cellular component: cytoplasm. Gene Ontology annotation, biological process: asparaginyl-tRNA aminoacylation. Lineage: Eukaryota; Metazoa; Chordata; Mammalia; Lagomorpha; Leporidae. Gene Ontology annotation, molecular function: asparagine-tRNA ligase activity; nucleic acid binding; ATP binding. The record is from RefSeq and is a predicted model, not a curated record.